Messenger RNA from Herpailurus yagouaroundi (jaguarundi), 1667 nucleotides. It is a transcript of the gene ZIC2, whose product is annotated as Zic family zinc finger 2. The coding region runs from base 25 to 1428 and encodes 467 amino acids. The transcript is spliced from 4 exons. Gene Ontology annotation, molecular function: DNA-binding transcription factor activity, RNA polymerase II-specific; RNA polymerase II cis-regulatory region sequence-specific DNA binding. Gene Ontology annotation, cellular component: nucleus. The record is from RefSeq and is a predicted model, not a curated record. Gene Ontology annotation, biological process: regulation of transcription by RNA polymerase II. Lineage: Eukaryota; Metazoa; Chordata; Mammalia; Carnivora; Felidae.
GCGGGGCGGGUGGGCGCGCUGGCCAUGCUCCUGGACGCGGGGCCGCAGUUCCCGGCCAUCGGGGUGGGUAGCUUCGCGCGCCACCAUCACCAUUCGGCCGCGGCGGCGGCGGCGGCUGCUGCCGAGAUGCAGGACCGCGAACUGAGUCUGGCCGCGGCGCAGAACGGCUUCGUGGACUCGGCCGCCGCGCACAUGGGCGCCUUCAAGCUCAACCCAGGCGCGCACGAGCUGUCCCCCGGCCAGAGUUCGGCGUUCACGUCGCAGGGCCCCGGCGCCUACCCCGGCUCUGCUGCGGCUGCCGCCGCCGCCGCCGCGCUCGGGCCCCAUGCAGCGCACGUCGGCUCCUACUCUGGGCCGCCUUUCAACUCCACCCGGGACUUCCUGUUCCGCAGCCGCGGCUUCGGGGAUUCGGCGCCGGGCGGCGGACAGCAUGGGCUGUUUGGGCCAGGAGCCGGCGGCCUGCACCAUGCGCACUCGGACGCGCAGGGUCACCUCCUCUUUCCUGGCCUCCCGGAGCAGCACGGGCCGCACGGCUCUCAGAAUGUGCUCAACGGGCAGAUGCGCCUGGGGCUGCCGGGCGAGGUAUUCGGGCGCUCGGAGCAGUACCGCCAGGUGGCCAGCCCGCGGACCGACCCCUACUCAGCGGCGCAGCUCCACAACCAGUACGGCCCCAUGAAUAUGAACAUGGGUAUGAACAUGGCAGCGGCCGCGGCCCAUCACCACCACCACCACCACCACCCUGGUGCCUUUUUCCGCUACAUGCGGCAGCAGUGCAUCAAGCAGGAGCUCAUCUGCAAGUGGAUCGACCCGGAGCAGCUGAGCAACCCCAAGAAGAGCUGCAACAAAACUUUCAGCACCAUGCACGAGCUGGUGACCCACGUUUCCGUGGAGCACGUCGGCGGCCCGGAACAGAGCAACCACGUCUGCUUCUGGGAGGAGUGUCCGCGCGAGGGUAAACCCUUCAAGGCCAAAUACAAACUGGUCAACCACAUCCGCGUGCACACAGGCGAGAAACCCUUCCCCUGCCCCUUCCCGGGCUGCGGCAAGGUCUUUGCGCGCUCCGAGAACCUCAAGAUCCACAAAAGGACCCACACAGGGGAGAAGCCGUUCCAGUGUGAGUUCGAGGGCUGCGACCGGCGCUUCGCCAACAGCAGCGACAGGAAGAAGCACAUGCACGUCCACACCUCCGAUAAGCCCUAUCUGUGCAAGAUGUGCGACAAGUCCUACACGCACCCCAGCUCGCUGCGGAAACACAUGAAGGUCCAUGAGUCCUCUCCGCAGGGCUCCGAGUCCUCCCCAGCCGCCAGCUCAGGCUACGAGUCGUCCACGCCCCCGGGGCUGGUGUCCCCCAGUGCCGAGCCCCAGAGCAGCGGGACAGCCGGGGGCCACAGCGGCCUCUCCUCCAACUUCAAUGAAUGGUACGUGUGAGAGCCCGGGGCCUCUCUUCCUCUCCCGGUCCCCGCCCUGGCGCAGCCCUCCCGGUGGCGAGCGCUGAGGGCACCCUGUGAUGUGUUGUUAAAAUUAUGAAUCUGAUUUUUAUGAUGAUGAAAAUGAUUUUACCAGCAGAAGGAUUUUUAAAAGUUUGUUUUUGUUUUUGUUUUUAAAUAAUCUAGGCAUGAAAAGCAAAAAUAUCCCUUCCGGAGUCUCCGCUGAAAACAUAAAAUAAG